AUGGUAGGUUUUGCUUGCAUUUCGGCUUCAUGCAACACCUUGGGAUAUCCCCUAGCCGUUCUGCUGGACGUCUGCACAGACUACGAGCUUGCUGCCCGUCGUGUGCUCGCCGUCGCCGGACCAGUUCUCGCGGUCGACCUCCUCAACCCUACUCCUCAGGCUGAGGCUCGCAAGCACAAGCUUAAGACCCUUGUGCCUGCUCCCCGUUCCUUCUUCAUGGACGUCAAGUGCCCCGGCUGCUUCACCAUCACCACCGUCUUCUCCCACGCCCAGACCGUCGUCGUCUGCGCCGGCUGCUCGACCGUCCUUUGCCAGCCCACCGGUGGCAAGGCCAGACUCACUGAGGGCUGCUCCUUCCGGAGGAAGUAA
This is a messenger RNA of Aspergillus fischeri NRRL 181, 369 nucleotides long. RefSeq names its product 40S ribosomal eS27 domain-containing protein. Gene Ontology annotation, cellular component: ribosome; cytosolic small ribosomal subunit. Gene Ontology annotation, biological process: translation; ribosomal small subunit assembly. Lineage: Eukaryota; Fungi; Ascomycota; Eurotiomycetes; Eurotiales; Aspergillaceae. Gene Ontology annotation, molecular function: structural constituent of ribosome; RNA binding. The transcript is spliced from 3 exons. Bases 1 to 369 code for a protein of 122 amino acids. The record is from RefSeq and is a predicted model, not a curated record.